Messenger RNA from Sphaeramia orbicularis (orbiculate cardinalfish), 1765 nucleotides. Its product is annotated as acidic mammalian chitinase-like. Gene Ontology annotation, biological process: carbohydrate metabolic process. Gene Ontology annotation, cellular component: extracellular region. The record is from RefSeq and is a predicted model, not a curated record. Gene Ontology annotation, molecular function: chitin binding. Bases 298 to 1470 code for a protein of 390 amino acids. Lineage: Eukaryota; Metazoa; Chordata; Actinopteri; Kurtiformes; Apogonidae. The transcript is spliced from 10 exons.
GCUCUGCAACUCUUCAUCCAGAUUGCGACCACCACCAAACUGGUGUGUUACUUCACCAGCUGGUCCAAAUAUCGGACCGGGGUCGGGAAGUUCCUGCCCGACAACGUGGACCCCUUCCUGUGCACCCACCUGGUCUACGCCUUCGCCAUCAUCAACCACGCCAACCAGAUCGCCAAGUACGAGUGGAACGAGAAGAGCUUCUACCGAUCCUUCAACAGCCUCAAACUGAGAAACCCCAAACUGAAGACGCUGCUGUCGGUGCGAGAGCAGAGCGACGCCGGCCAGCCGUUCUCCGUCAUGUUGUCGACUUCUGCCCGUCGUCACACAUUCAUCCAGUCGACCAUUAAGUUCCUGUGGGCUCACGGCUUCGACGGUCUGGAUCUGGACUACCCUGGACCUGGUGGACCCGCCCCCCCAGAGGACAGGCAGAGGUUCACUCUGCUCUGUAAGGAGCUUCUGGAGGCCUAUGAAGCUGAGAGUGGAGGCAGCAGAAACAGCAGACUCAUUCUUUCUGCCGCUGUGUCGGCGCAGACCGAUGUCAUCGACGCAUCAUAUGAAGUCGCAGAGAUUUCAAAGUACUUGGACUUCAUCAGCGUUAAAACAUUUGACCUCCAUGACGGCCAAGAGCAAGUGACCGCCCACCACAGCCCACUGCACAGCGACAACAACGCCAGCGUGGACCUGGCGAUGCAGCAGUGGAUGGAUGGAGGAGCUCCGUCAGGGAAGCUGCUGGUGGGUUUGCCCCUCUACGCCCGCUCCUUCACCUUGUCCAGCUCCACUGCCGUCGGUCUGGGGGCCCCCAUCGAGGGGCCGGCCACCCCGGGGCCCUACACCCAGCAGGUCGGCCUCUGGUCCUACUACGAGACGUGUUCCUUCCUCAAAGGGACAUCCGUCCAGUGGGUGGACAGUCAGAGCGUCCCCUACGCCGUCAAAGGAAACCUGUGGGUGGGCUUCGACAACCAGAGGAGCUGCCAGGCCAAGGUGGAAUACCUGAGGAGCAGGAGGUUCAGUGGUGCCGCCGUGUGGACGCUGGACAUGGACGACUUCUCCGGACAGUUCUGUGGACAGGGGACAUACCCCCUGGUAUCACAGCUGAAAACACUGCUGAGUCAAGACUGGAAUAAUGAGGAAACCAGUUCGGCAGCAUCGGUGUCACCCAGAACCACCUCAGAACCCACAGAACCCCCAGAGACCCGGUCCACAGGGUUCUUGGGCUCCACAGUGGACCCGGAACUCAGCUGCCUCCAGAACAUCACCGUGGUUUACCCCCACAGCGCCCUCUGCAGGGGCCGGCCCAACGGGCGGUACCGGGCCUCGCACGACCAGGCGGUGGUCUACGGGUGCACGGACGGGAGGGCCUACGUCACACGGUGCCACAAGGUCCAGAGCGGGGGGGUCUUCAUCACGCCGUCGCUAUGGUUACUGCUCACCUGCCUCAUUGUCCUCAUCUGGGAUGUGGGCGGAGUCUGAGGUGAUGGCGCUGUGGACAGACUAUGGUUUCAGACAAACCGACAGAGACGAGGACAGCGGGUCAGAGGACUCAUCAGAACCUGAAAAUGUCCAGGUCCAGAUUCACUUCUGUAACAUCUACCAACAACGAGUUCAGUCUUUGUCCAACGUCUGAUUCUUUAUAACCACAGCAGAUUUAUUUUCAUGACAUACAGUUCAGUGUAAAUGUUAUUCAGUGUCUGGACAUAUUUACUGUGUCAAACUCCAUGUCAGCAAUAAAACAUCUGAAAGGUUCAGUGUGUGACAUUUACUGACA